GCGCCUGCGUCCUGUACGCGCUCCCGGGGUGCGUCGCGGGUCGGUCCUCCCUGCGCCGGGGGCGGCGCAUCCGCCGAGUUCCGCCGCCGGGUGGCGCGCGUACGGCUGGGGCGCGGCAUGGCGGGGAGGGCCGCCUGCGCGCCCGGAGCGGACGGUGCUUGCGGGGCGUCGGCGCCGGACGUCGCCAAGUGGAUGGAAGCGGCCAUGCAGAUGAGGGCGAGACAGAGAAAAAUGAGAGACAUCUGCGACUGUGCUCCACCAUGUGUGACCAGGGACUUAACCCAGGGUCCUUGGGGGUGUGCCGCCCUUGUGUCUUUACCAGAGCACAGAUCAGCUCUGGCCGUUGGCGGUGCUGGGACUCGCCCCUGGGAAGUGCUGAGUGCUACUCGCCACGCAGAGUUGGUGGCCAUCGACCAGGCCUUAGCCUGGUGUCGGCGGAACGGCAGGGACUCGUCGGAGGUGUUUGAGCGCGCAGUGCUGUACGUCACGGUGGAGCCCUGCAUCAUGUGUGCGGCCGCUCUCCGUCUCACAAGCCCCUUAACUCUUGGCCAGAAGUCCCGCUGGUGGUGUACGGCUGUCAGAACGAGCGGUUCGGUGGCUGCGGUUCUGUUCUUGACAUCGCCUCUGCUGACUUGCCAAACACAGGGAGACCGUUUCAGCACCCAAAUCAAAAGUCCGGAAAAAGGAACGUCAGAAACCUUAAACUGUUGUGAUGAAAGACUGCCCCCCCCCCCCCGUGAACUUCUGGGACUGGAGACGGCGGCGGCGGCGGCGGCCCUGCUGAGUCAAGUGUCCCCGUGUUGUCCUCGACCCACGAGAAUAUAUGACCUGACAGGUAGAAACAGCUACGGACUUUACCACAAACUGUGAGAACCCAGAAACUAGUAAGCAAUGAGUACAGUCUGUGGCCAGAACCUGACCUUAUCUCCAGUCUACAGACAUGCCGACUUCCAAAAGCACGUUCAUCCGCACGGGAUCGCGGGUGCGCCUCUGUGCCCAGCUGCUCAGGCCUAGCAGGGAAGCUGGACUGCUCGUUCUUUGCAGUCACUGCGGCUUUCCAGGGCGUUGGGGACUUUGGACUUGCUUGGGAAUUGUGUAGGAAUUUUUAUAAACAAGGAUCCCGUAGAGUAAACUUUUCGCUUUUGUAAGACAUUUUCAGACACAUACUGUUUAAAAGCAAGUACCCAAGUGUUAUUGUUAAAUUACAGCGUGUUCCUGUAAAGAAACCUCAGAUGUGUCAGUUUCAGAAGGACCCUUCCCCACCCACAUAUUACAUAUUGAUUUCAGAUCUCUGGCCUCUAAAUUGUGAAAUAAAAUCUUUCUGUUGAUUUGAAGAA
Messenger RNA from Erinaceus europaeus (western European hedgehog), 1337 nucleotides. RefSeq names its product adenosine deaminase tRNA specific 2 (gene ADAT2). The record is from RefSeq and is a predicted model, not a curated record. Gene Ontology annotation, biological process: tRNA wobble adenosine to inosine editing. Gene Ontology annotation, cellular component: nucleus; cytoplasm. NCBI's taxonomy places the organism in Eukaryota, Metazoa, Chordata, Mammalia, Eulipotyphla, Erinaceidae. Bases 118 to 870 code for a protein of 250 amino acids. Gene Ontology annotation, molecular function: zinc ion binding; tRNA-specific adenosine-34 deaminase activity. The transcript is spliced from 5 exons.